Molecule: messenger RNA, 390 nt
Organism: Lichtheimia ornata
Lineage: Eukaryota; Fungi; Mucoromycota; Mucoromycetes; Mucorales; Lichtheimiaceae
Exons: 2
Coding region: 1-390 (129 amino acids)
Cellular component (GO): cytosol
Molecular function (GO): protein-disulfide reductase [NAD(P)H] activity
Source: RefSeq, a predicted model, not a curated record
AUGAAAGCUGUCCGUGCUACUCUUGAGAAUUUUGAUGCUGCAUUGAAAGAGGGACUUGAGUCUCAUAGCCCUGUCUAUGUCGUUUUCUUUGGUACCGAGAAACCAGAGACUAACGAAUCUUGGUGCCCUGAUUGCGUGGUUGCCGAUCCCUUGAUCCGAAAGGCCAUUCUCACUCAUGCUCCUCAAAAUGCCCUUUUGCUUGAAGCACCUGUGGGUCAUCGUGAAGACUGGAAAGGAAACGCCUCGCAUCCUUAUCGUACCCGUUUCAAUUUGUCUGCCAUCCCCACUCUUUUCCGCUGGACCAAGGAGGGACCUGGCGCUGCUCUUGUCGAAGAGGAUUGUGCCGAUGCUCAAAAGUUGGAGGAAUUCGUUCGUUCAUCUUCGCAGUAA